AUGAUAGGAGGGAUUGUAGAGAAAAAAACGCAGAGCAGCCAGGCUAGCAGCAGCAGGUGUUGCAGGAAUCUUGAAGAAGGUAGGGAGAAAUGGGAUGCUUUGCUUGCUAAAGUGUCACAAGAAAUGGAAUCUAUGGAGAGUUGGGAGGUCAUAUAUUGCGAGAAAGAAGGCUGCUAUAGAGAUCCGGGAGGAGUGGGAGAGUUUAUUGAGUUGCCAAUCUGA
Messenger RNA from Arabis nemorensis, 222 nucleotides. Lineage: Eukaryota; Viridiplantae; Streptophyta; Magnoliopsida; Brassicales; Brassicaceae. The record is from the annotation of a GenBank genome assembly.